Molecule: messenger RNA, 1065 nt
Organism: Trametes versicolor FP-101664 SS1
Lineage: Eukaryota; Fungi; Basidiomycota; Agaricomycetes; Polyporales; Polyporaceae
Product: Aldo/keto reductase
Exons: 13
Coding region: 1-1065 (354 amino acids)
Source: RefSeq, a predicted model, not a curated record
AUGACUCCGAAAAUGCAAUACGUUCGCCUCGGCAACUCUGGCCUGAAGGUUUCCAAGAUCAUCCUUGGCUGCAUGUCCUACGGCUCGCCCGAAUGGCAGCAGUGGGUUCUCGGCGAGGAGGAGGGCAUCAAGCACAUCAAGUUCGCCUAUGAGCAUGGUAUCACUACUUUCGACACCGCAAACGUAUACUCGAAUGGACAGUCAGAGAUCAUCCUCGGAAAGGCGAUCAAGCAGCUCAACCUCCCGCGCGAGGAACUCGUGAUCAUGACCAAGCUCCAUGCUGCUGUGCAUCCUGACCCGGCCGUCUUCACAUUCGUCAAGAGUGAAGAACAGCUCGCGGAGCUGGGCAUUAUCAAUCAGCAGGGGCUUGGCAGGAAGCACAUCUUCGACAGCGUGAAGGCGAGCUUGAAGCGGCUUCAAGUCGAGUAUAUCGAUCUCCUCCAAUGCCACCGCUUCGACUACAACACCCCAAUUGCGGAGACCAUGCAAGCGCUUCACGACGUCGUCCAGGCAGGCUACGUCCGGUACAUCGGGAUGAGCUCGUGCUACGCAUACCAGUUCCACCAGAUGCAGAACUACGCAAUCACGCACAACCUCACCCCAUUCAUCUCGAUGCAGAACCACUACAGCCUGCUGUACCGCGAGGAGGAGCGCGAGAUGUUCCCGACGCUCAAGCUCUUCGGCGUCGGCUCGAUCCCCUGGUCCCCGCUCGGGCGCGGGAAGCUCGCUCGACCGCUUGGCGCUGACUCAAAGCGCGCGCAGAGUGACGCGUAUCUCAAGUACUACGACAACUCCGCAACGGACGACAUCGUCAACCGCGUCGAGGAGCUGGCGAAGAAGAAGGGCGCCAGCAUGGCGCAGAUCUCGCUUGCGUGGAUCAUGGCUAAGCCCGGCGUGAGCGCGCCCAUCAUCGGCACGACGAACUUGUCGAACCUGGAAGACGUCCUCGGCGCUUUGGAUGUGGAGCUGACCGAGGAGGAGAUGAAGUACCUCGAGGAGCCGUACAAGCCAGUAGCAGUUGCCGGCAACUUGGGUCCGGAGGCGCACAAGACGGGUGUCGUGUAG